AUGAAGCUCAGCCCCAAGAACCAGCUGGAUUCCGCCAGGGGUUCAGCUGCUUGGACCACAUCCAGACCGCCCCUUGUUCUAACCUUCGUCGACUAUGAGAAAGCCUUUGACAAUGUAGAAACGAAUGCAAUACUGUCAGCGCUGGUCGAUCAAGGUGUGGACGCGUCGUAUGUGAGGACAUUAGCCAAUUGCUACGAUCGAUGCACGACUAGGAUACAGCUUUUCCACCGCCCUCUCACCAUACCCAUUGGAAAGGGGGUACGACAAGGCGAUACUAUAUCGCCGAAGCUGUUCACGGCUGCAUUGCAAUGGAUAAUGAAAUCACUAUUCUGGGAAGAAAGGGUCAUACGUGUUGAUGGAAGAUUUCUUUCGAACCUACGUUUCGCGGACGACAUCGUUCUCUUUUCGUGUAGUACCAAUGAAGCAGAAACGAUGCUCAACGAAUUGAACGAAGCAGGGAAGAGAAUAGGACUACGAAUAAACAGAAAGAAGACACAGUUCAUGAAGAACGCCUACUGCGAGGACGGAGGAGUACAACUUGAAGACUCCCAAAUCGUGGAAACUCCGUUAUACGUAUACCUCGGACGUUCUAUGAACAUGGAAAACGACUUGAAGGAAGAACUGAAUAGAAGAAUGAGGGCAGCAUGGGCAGCAUUCGCAGCCGUCAGGGAAGCUACGGACCAACUGACGGACCAAGAUCUUCGUGCUCAUCUGUUUGACUCGACAGUCCUUCCAGUGCUCUGUUACGCAGCGGAAAGGUGGGCAGACACUGCGGCCACGUCUAGGAAGCUAAUUACUUCCCACAGAGCCCUUGAGUGA
This is a messenger RNA of Necator americanus (New World hookworm), 819 nucleotides long. RefSeq lists its product as uncharacterized. The record is from RefSeq and is a predicted model, not a curated record. The transcript has a single exon. The coding region runs from base 1 to 819 and encodes 272 amino acids. Lineage: Eukaryota; Metazoa; Nematoda; Chromadorea; Rhabditida; Ancylostomatidae.